This is a messenger RNA of Alternaria ventricosa, 2598 nucleotides long. RefSeq lists its product as uncharacterized. Gene Ontology annotation, biological process: transcription elongation by RNA polymerase II; transcription antitermination; regulation of mRNA 3'-end processing. The record is from RefSeq and is a predicted model, not a curated record. The transcript has 2 exons. Bases 1 to 2598 code for a protein of 865 amino acids. Gene Ontology annotation, molecular function: RNA polymerase II transcription regulatory region sequence-specific DNA binding. Lineage: Eukaryota; Fungi; Ascomycota; Dothideomycetes; Pleosporales; Pleosporaceae. Gene Ontology annotation, cellular component: nucleus.
AUGGCCGACGAGAUCCGCCGCUCCGGCCGCGCCAACAAAGGCCACCACACCAAGAACGCAGAUUCCCUCGACGAGCCCUCCCCCGCUCCCAAGGCCAAGGCGCCACCAGUUCCGGAGAAGAAGGGACAGGCGCAAACCAAGAAGGGACAAGCAAAGGCCCAGUCACAGCGCGCGCAGUCGACGCAAUCUUCCCAGCAAGAUGAGGAAGAGGAGGACGCCAUCAUCCGCUGUGUCUGCGGCGACCAGCGCGACAUUCGCGGACGCCAGAUGAUCUGCUGCGACAGCUGCGAAGCCUGGCAACACAACAAAUGUUUAGGCCUCCCCGAGGGCGACUUCUGGGAGGGCAAGAACUACUACUGCGAGCAAUGCAAGCCCGAAGACCACACCGAGCUGCUCGCUGCCAUGGCGCGUGGGGAGAGACCAUGGGCGCGCAAGAAGGGCUCCAAGCCCAAGCCCCGCCCCAGCGACGUCAAGCAGGAGGCUGUCUCCGAGAAGGCCAGCACGCCGCAACAGUCGGCGACGCCCUCACAAACCGCUCAGGCCCCAGUUGAGGCUCCCACGCCCACCCCUGCUCCCGUCACUGUGCCUACACCAGAGGCCUCCAACGGACAUGCAGAGUCAAAGGUAUGCCGUUAUGAACUAAACAGACUGUCACACGCUCACAUUUGUAAACAGGAGACGAGUCAGCCACAAUCGCCACUUGGUGAGAAACGUCGCCAUGAGCCUGCCACUGAAAAGGCCAACGCGAGCAAGAAGCGCAGAAAGUCUAGCCACCACGAGAGCAAGCCGACCCCUCAGUCAGCCCCAGUCGGCGACAUCGAUUCGCUCCCGCAGAACCAAAAGGCUGUGGCAGAGAAGCUUCGGGACACACUCGCACCGUUGAUUAGCACCGCCUCAGAGACCAGGGGUUUCCGCAUACCGGAUGGGCAGACUGCCAAAUCUCUGGCCACCAAGUACACUCUCGAAAUGAGUCAUGCCGCUUUCAAUCUCUACGGAGAACCUACUGGCUCGUCUUCGCCAUACUUCACCAAAAUCCGUACCAUCAUGUUCAAUGUCAAGAAGAACACGGUGCUUGUGGAUCGCCUCCUCUCUGGAAGCUUGAAAGCUGAUGAUCUAGUCAGUAUGGAAGCUGAAGAGAUGGCAAGCGAGGACAAGCAACGUGAAUACGCAGCCAUGCGCGAAGCGGCCGAGAAGCAGAUGAUCCUGACCGAGGAGGCCGGACCGCGACUACGCAAGACUCACAAGGGCGAGGAGAUUGUCGGCGAAGACGCCUUCGAGAACGACCAUGACGACUUCAAGCAGCCCACGCUCCGCGAACGAGAGAGCAUCACCGAAGACACUGCGAUGCACUCACCAUCCGGAACACGCCCUCCAGAGAGUCCCGCAGGUGCAUCACGAAGACCUACAGAGAUUGACACUGCCCAGUCCGAGCACGCACGCCGCGCAUCGGCCAACUUCGACAUCAACUCCGUCUUCGACAAAGUCCGAUCGCCACAGCAUGAUCAGCAGGCCUUCCUUCAGCGUCGCCAAAGCUCAAUGCAUAUGCAAGACAAGCCUCCGGCUGCAGUUGAUGACGCCGACGUCGACCGUUUGCUCAAAGACGAAGACAAUGAUGUUGAGAUGUCAGGAUACUCCUCGGACCCGACUGUUUGCUGGCAGGGCUCUAUCAAUAUGCAGUCAAUGGAGCCUUUCGAUGCGGUCGCUAGAUUCGUCGCUGGUGGUGACUUCGGUCAGAUCGUGCCAUGGGAGAAGCUGCUGACCAACACCGUGGCGAUCCAGGGGCGCAUCGAAAGCGCAAAGGGAAACGACUACAUCCAGAACAUUGGCCACACCGAAAGCCAUGAAGUUUCCAUCCUGGCCGUGAGCCCUGUUACAACGGAUGGACGCACCAUCAUGGACCAUCUGUAUGAGUACUUCCACUCACGCGGCAGAUGGGGAGUAGUACCUGUCGAAGACAACGACAUCCUGCGCGACCUCUACGUCAUUCCUAUUGAGGAGGGCGGCAGCAACCUCCCUCCUUUCAUCGACAUGCUCGAGUACUGCACGAUCGAGACCCCUCGCAAGGAACAUAUGUUAAUCCUAGCCAUGGUUGCCAAGCUUCCCGAGAUCAAGCCUCAGCUUCCACCUACCCAACAUUUCGAGCGAUACCCAGAACAAGAGAUUGCAACUGGUCAAGUCGCCCCGCCUGUCCUCAACAACGGCCCAUCGCCGCUUAGCAACCCUCAUGCACCUCAGUUCUCGCCUGUCAGUGCUGCCUAUCCACCAGGCGGCCAGUACGGCAACCCGUUCGCCGCACCGCCUGCAAACAUGGUCCCAGUCCAACAACCCACGCCACCCGUCAACGGCCCGCCGCAUCACCAGAUCCCCAAGGCACUUGAGAUACUCGGUCCGUAUAUCGAUGCGCCAGUCAUUGUUACGAUCUUGGGAUCUAGUUUGUCCCAAAAUUCUGUAGUCUCGGAACUGCAGAUGAUCAACCUGAGGCACAUCGUUGAAACCGUACCUGAAGCGCGCGACAACAUCACAGUGCUUACCAACCACCUCCGCUCAAAGACCGAGUCGAACGGCCAGCAGCAGGCACAGCCAUCUGCCGCCCCGUAG